AUGUGGCGGUUUUAAUUUCGCUGGGUUUCGUCUCCAAAUCAAUUCCGGCAAACCCAAAUAUCUCUCUCUCUAUUUUUCUCUCUCUCUUUUUCUGGUUUAGGACAACAAUGAGGAUAUGGCGGGAAGCGUGACACAGACUCCUCACCCUCUCUAAUUUUACCAAACUACCCUUCCCCCCACCUCUCAUAUAUUCGCUUCCGGAGACGACGCGUCUCUGACGAACCACCCCUCGACCGAGGUUGUAUUUGGUCUGGGAAUUUGAAACCGGAGGAUUGCGGUGGAAUCCUCGCCGUUGAUUUGUCCAGCGGGGAUUUCCGGUCGCUCUCUCUCCCCGGCGGGCCGUGGUUUCAUGUUCAUGUUAUGAAGUUCGCCGGAGAUUGGUUAUAUUUAUGUUUGUGGGAUUCCGUUGGUCAUCAACAGCAAGAUUGUGGAUUUUGUGAAGAAGUGGUUGGUGGUAAUUGGAGCAUAAGGCAUGGAUAUCACGGGGAAAAGUGACGCCGGCCGGCGUAUUUUCCCCCUCACUGGUUUGCAAAUCGGAGACUUGCAGUCUUAUCUUUCGGAUCUCAGCCUAGUGCUGGCUUCGGAGAGUAGGAAAUUCUAUAUCUUGGUGGACAAUCGGCCAUGGCUGAGAGGGUCUCGGCCAGCGCACUUCUGGCAGUUGAUGGUUACUAAGUCAAGGCUAUCUCCUUUUGCAAACUCUAAAGUGCUGAAGGCCAGAAAAUUACAAGGAAAAGAUGUGUCCUCCAAGCCUGUUAAACCAAAAAAGUUUACUAGGUGGGUCUCAUACAUCAAAGCAGAAGCAUUGUCUCGGAAGAGGGUUUUGUUACCUGUAAAGAAACUGCGCAAUUCUUUGCUUUCAAGCAGUGAGUUGCAUAGGACCUUGUAUGGUUUCAUUGUGUUUGAAGUUGCAUGGAGUAAUGUUAGAGGUAUCAAUUACUUGAAUGAGCUUCAGACUGAUACAUCACUGGCUACGGAGGCUAAAUUCAUGCAAAGAUGGGAAUUUGACAGUAUCCCUCAAGCUGCAAACUGCAUAUCCUCAUGGUACUCAGGAACAGCCUCUGAGAAACGACAAUUGAGAGAGUAUCUGGAUUCCCUAGGAGAGGUGUUUUAUGAUGCCCAAGCAACUUUGCCAGUUGAUGUUGAAGACGAAUAUACUUUUAAUCGUCUGUCUAGCGAGGAAAGUUCUCUUCACAGCAUCAGUAGUAACUAUAGUGUAUGCUCUCCAACCAGCAAAGGUAGCAGUAGUGUUCCUCAUUCACCUCCUCCACCUACUGGACCUUACAAGAGAAGGAAAAUAGCCGACUCUAUUUGUAUUGGAGAUGGAGUUGAUGUAAAUUUUGAGGAGUUUCCAGACUGCGAGACAUAUGUUAGUGACUACGAAGAUGCUGCUGAAGUUACCCAGGACAUGAAUGAUAUACCAGUGAAUGUGAAGACCCAUAUGGACUGUGAAGAGGCUACCUCGUACAGGGAAGAUGCUAUACCUGUGCCUGUUAAGAUAUGUGAUAGUGGCUGUCAAGAUGCUGUUGAAGCUACUCAGUACAGUGAUGUCUUGAUUUUGUUCAGGUUCAAUGACCAUGAUCUCCCAUUUAAACUCAGAGACAUAAUAAUGUCUGAUCUCCGGUUAUUGCCCUUGCUGGAGGCUGGGCUUCCAUCUUGGGCUAUUUUCCUACAAUCUUACCCGGGAUUUUGCAAAAUUUAUCGCCCGUGGAUGUGUCCUCUUGCAAGAGCUUUAUAUGUGGUGAUCUCAGUUGCCACUGUCCUGAUUGGAUUUUAUGACCUGUACAAAAAUGUUCCAGUUCUUAAGGUAACUGCAUCACGCAUAUGUGGGCCUCUAUUUGAUUGGAUAGAAACAUGGUCAAUGGUAACAAGGAUCAAAUACUUGGGAACAAUGCUAUUUCUGCAUCAUUCUCAGAAGGCUGUUCAGUGGUUCUUGACCAUCAGGAAAACCACUCGCUCCUUUUUUUCAGUUUUUGCCCAGCCGAUUUUGGAACCUUUUGUACAGUGCUUUGGAUUCCUUCUCCCAGUUUGGAAUGUGUUUUUUGAGGUAUUGGGGAGCAUCUGUACAAUGAUUUUGUUACUGAUCGAGUCUUCUUGCAAUGUGGUGGAGAAUCUGGUGGAGGUUUUACUGUAUCCAGUAUGGUUUGUCCUUUCGGCCAUCUGGAACAUUGCCAUUUCUGUCGUAUAUCCUAUAUUUAGGAUGCUGUGGGCAAUACUCUAUGCUCCAAUUCGCAUGUUUCUUGUACUAGGCAAUUUCAUAGCCUUUCUUAUUACUUGUAUAUAUGAUACACUUCAAGAUACAUGGAAGUUUAUUAGCAGCAUAUUCCAGUUUGCUUCAGCCUCUCAGGCAACAGUGAGGACUGUUGAAGUUUCCAUAUGGCGUUCACUUUGGAAUGACCUCUUUUCACAGGUUUUCCGUGCUCUCAGGAGUAUAUUAAACGGUUUUGUCGCAUUCUUCACAGCUUGUAAUAGGCAUCGGCUAAGCAUCUAUAAUCAUAUACAAGAGUUUAACCGAAGAUUACUAAAUCGGACAAAAAGAUUACGACGUGAAGAUUCAAGACGUAGCAGGCAAACCAUUGAGGGUCAUCAGCUGUUACGAAUGAGGAGGAAAAUUGCCCUCGACUAGAGUGUACAACGCGGAAUCAGUCUGGAUAUACUGUAAAAACACAACUUCAACCAUGUAUGAUAUGCAAAUUGGCCCUAAUGGGGACAACAAGAGAUGUAGCAAACGAGAAAUGCGUGCAGCACCAAUGGUACUAACACACCAUAGUAGGAGCUUCAAUUUUCACAUUGGAAAAAGUUGUUGCCUUUUGUAGGGGUAGGCUGUAUGUCUCCAUUGUACAUAUAUGAUAAGGAACUUUGGCUUUGUAGAUCUUGUAAGCUCUCCAUCUUUAACUUUAAAAUGAGAAAGAAAAAGUUUUC
Molecule: messenger RNA, 2919 nt
Organism: Argentina anserina (silverweed cinquefoil)
Lineage: Eukaryota; Viridiplantae; Streptophyta; Magnoliopsida; Rosales; Rosaceae
Exons: 10
Coding region: 473-2623 (716 amino acids)
Source: RefSeq, a predicted model, not a curated record